Messenger RNA from Medioppia subpectinata, 894 nucleotides. NCBI's taxonomy places the organism in Eukaryota, Metazoa, Arthropoda, Arachnida, Sarcoptiformes, Oppiidae. The record is from the annotation of a GenBank genome assembly.
CUGGAACAAGUGGUCUCGUGCCGGGACUCGAUAGCCCAGGAAUACCUGAUGGAGUGUCUGAUCCAAGUGUUUCCCGACGAGUUUCAUUUGGCAACUCUUCAGCCGUUCCUGAGUUCGUGCGCACAAUUGACACAGAAUGUGAACGUGAAGAACAUUAUCAUCGCUUUGAUCGAUAGGCUGGCGAUGAGCAAAGACAUCGAACUGCCCGCCGAUCUGUUCGACAUCUUCGCCAAACAGAUCUCGCAGAUUAUCACAACUAGAAACGACAUCUCACUCGAAGACAUUGUACUCAUGAAGGGAUCGUUGAUUAACUUCUCGCUGAAGAAGAUUUCCGACGUCAGUAAACGCGAAGAGAGUGUCAAUUGUGUGUUGGAUAACGCGUUGACAGUAAUUAAGGACAAGAAUCAGACGAAUGUACCGCUCAGAAGCAAUUUAGGCAAAGAGUUGUUCAAAUUCUUCAAACUUCCACUCAAUUGCGGAUCAACUAAUGGCGUGACGGGUCUGUCGCCCAUCAAAAUGAGUCUUAAACUCAAAGCGUAUAAAGAUCUGUUGAAACAGACGGCGGCCUACGAUCUGCACAAAGAGGUGACAUUGAGUCUAAUAAACAGCGCUUUGGAACACAGCACGGAUGUGGAAGCGGUGGCCGAAGAGGACCGACUGAGUCGGGCGGAGAUCGAGACAUUCCUGUCGGAGAUAUGCGAUCCGCUAAUCAACGGCAAGAACGGAGACAUCGGUGUCAUCGACGAGAACGACGAGGAUUUUAUCGACGAGCAGUUACUGUUGUCGCGAUUCAUACACUUCCUGUUUCUGCCGCAAGCGAUGCAAGAGAGCGAACACACCGGCAACUACUUCCUCCUACUCAAGGCGUUCCGCAAAACGCUGGCCGCCGGCGGA